AUGGCUUCUUAUGCAAUGCUGAAUUUGCGACUUCGACCCUCUGAGAAUCUUCAGAGGAUGAUUGCCGUUCGAACGUUAUUCGGACGGAAAAAAAAGUAUAUUACUCCAGGAGAAACCCGGCAUCAGUUAAAACCACCCCCAGAUGAGAAAGGUUACAUGAAGUACACUCGUUACUGGUCCAAUAUCGCAGCUUUUGAACCGCAGUUACGGACCGGUGACACACUUUCCAGGGCGCUAUUUGGAAAGCUGAAAGAAUCAUAUGAACUAUAUCCUUUUCACCUGCUUGCUACCGUUUACGUUAUCAUAACUGGUCUAUUUAUCUACUUGACAACCACUACAAUCGAAUUUGGUAAUGUUCGUUACAAAACCUGGCCGUAUUUGCGUGACAAAUAUUGGAAAUAUACCACCUUACCGACAGACCCCACUGGUGCUACACAUCAGCGCUUUCCCUUAAUGGAACAGCUUCUGGACGAAAUUGAAGAAGCUUCACAGGCAAGACGUAAAGAAGACGAAGCCCGUGAACAAGCCAUGAAAGCAUAUAGUGAUCAUAAAAAACACCGGUAA
Molecule: messenger RNA, 564 nt
Organism: Enterobius vermicularis (human pinworm)
Lineage: Eukaryota; Metazoa; Nematoda; Chromadorea; Rhabditida; Oxyuridae
Source: the annotation of a GenBank genome assembly